This is a messenger RNA of Pisolithus orientalis, 469 nucleotides long. RefSeq names its product transmembrane proteins 14C-domain-containing protein. The coding region runs from base 37 to 354 and encodes 105 amino acids. The record is from RefSeq and is a predicted model, not a curated record. Lineage: Eukaryota; Fungi; Basidiomycota; Agaricomycetes; Boletales; Pisolithaceae. The transcript is spliced from 4 exons. Gene Ontology annotation, cellular component: membrane.
ACUGCAACGACUCUGACACAUCCACACUCGUACAACAUGUCUGGCAUUCCCGCGUACGCCAUGGGUGGCUUGUGUCUCGCUGGGGGUGUGACUGGAUUUGUUCGUACACGCUCCGUCCCGUCCCUCGUUGCUGGCGUUGGUGUCGGUCUUUUGUACCUCUGGAGCGCCGAGGCCAUUAAGAAGGGCCACCCGAAUGGCGUAGAAGGUGCCCUGGGUGCAUCUGCCCUCUUACUUCUUUCCUCACUUCCCCGUGUGGCGAAGGGCCCAGUCCCUGCUAUACUCGCUGCGACGAGCACGGCUGCAGGUUUGUAUUAUGGCAAGACAUUGUACCAGCUGCGGAACCACGAGUUUUAACGCACAGCUCGUAUGGUGACACAUGUCCACGUUCGUCUCACUAUUGUAUUUCUAUGUCCGCUAUCGGGCUACGCUUUCUUUGAGCUGUUGCAAUCACACCUCAUGCACAUGUUCG